This is a messenger RNA of Pararge aegeria (speckled wood butterfly), 2100 nucleotides long. RefSeq names its product inactive pancreatic lipase-related protein 1-like. Lineage: Eukaryota; Metazoa; Arthropoda; Insecta; Lepidoptera; Nymphalidae. The record is from RefSeq and is a predicted model, not a curated record. Gene Ontology annotation, molecular function: lipase activity. The coding region runs from base 32 to 1027 and encodes 331 amino acids. The transcript is spliced from 8 exons.
CGCAGUCUGCGUCGCACGCAGCGCUACAAAUAUGUUUCGUGCAGUGUCUGUGAGUUGGAAGCGAUACUGGUGGGGCACAGGAAUUCUACCAGACAGAACAAAUCGAAUUGAGGACAUCUAUCUACGUUUUUAUAAUGGAAGUGCGUUCGACGAAUACGUGGACCUUCCGCUACACCACGCUUGCCAAUUAUUCGAGAUCAAAGGCUUUGACAAUAAAAAUCCCACCGUCCUAUACAUCCACGGCUUUAUAGAGACUGCACAACAGGAAAGUGUACAGGUCAUGGUAAACGCGUACUUGGAAGCAAGACCGGACACCAAUAUCAUAUUAUUAGACUGGUCUAAUAUGUCACAUGGUUCUUAUUUGGUUAACGCUGCUAGAAACACAAAAAAGGUAGGUGCUGCAGCAGCGGAACAAUUGAGUAAACUCAUUGAAGCAGGUCUAUCAAUUGACAAAUUACAAGUCAUAGGCCAUUCCCUUGGCAGCCAUGUUGCCGGGUACCUCGCGAGGGAUCUCAAAACUAAACACAACAAAACUGUUAAAAGGUUGACUGCCCUCGAUCCAGCAUUCCCGGCAUUUUACCCGGACGGUGUUGUAAUGGAACAUGUGACAGAUAAAGACGCAGAAUUCGUGGACGUGAUACACACAGAUGCUGGAGGAUAUGGUGCGCCGGUCCGAACUGGAACUGCAGACUUCUGGCCAAACGGAGGAAAGAGUAUCCAACCGGGUUGCCCUAGAUUCGCACCUAUACCUCUAUCUGAUGACAAUUUAUGCAGUCAUUGGAGAUCAUGGCGUUUCUAUGCAGAGUCAAUACGUAAUCCGGAAGCGUUUCCAGCAUCGCCAGCUGAUUCUUAUCAUAAAUUUAGAGAAAAUCAAUCACCUGAAGUUGGAAUGGUCUAUAUGGGAUCUAACUGCGAUAACAAUGCCCGAGGAUCCUACUAUUUGACGACCAACGCUGAAUAUCCAUUUGGUAAAGGGAUGGACGGUAUAUACGCAAAAAAUAAGAAUACUAAAAACAAAAAAACAUAACAUGCUGUCGCGUCGUCACUAAGUUUACGUUUGGAAUAACUAAGUACUUACUUCGUUUUAUGAUACGUGUCUUCUUGUUUACUCUAACCAGAUCAAGAUACACACUUCAUGGGAAGUGAUGUCUUUAUCACAUUGGUCCGUUAUGAGGGAUACUAUAUAAUAGUAUUGUAAUAAUUCCUUCAAAUUUUAAAACGUUAAGUAUACACCAUAUUAAAGAGAAUAUAAAAAUCAAAGAUCAUCCGAUCCAAAACUGAGUUUAAACUUUUAAAAAAAUAAGAAAAUGUAAAGCAAAACUUUAGUUCCUAAGAAAAUUGGACUUCUUAAUUGGUGUGCUAAAGAAAUUAUGUAUCUGAAUGAAUAGUUAGAAAUAUAAAUAUGUAACACAGUUAUUUUCCGAAUAUGACAAAAAGAGAAAAAAAUAUUUAUGCACCCUAUCUAUAACUGAAAAUACAUUUUAAAUUGAAACGUACCUGCACCUAGAAUGUAAGCAAAAACUUAUUUAAAUAUGAUAAUUUAUGAUAGUUCCAUAGAUUACAUAUUUAGUUUAAGAGUCGAUAUCAAAAUUAAAAUGGGAUAAAGAAUCUUAUAGUUGUUAAAAGUUGAUCAUAUCUACAACUCUAAAUGAGCUUUUACUCAAUCUGAAGCUAUUUACGAUAGUUCUACCAGAUAGUUCUAUAACAGUAUUAAAAGAAUUGCAUGUUUAAAAAUAACAAAAAUCGCAACGCUUUAUCAAUAACGCGACAUCUGUAAAUUUAGGUAUUUUCAGGAGGUAGGUAUAACUUUAAACUUUAAACUAUACCUACGUUUACCACAAAUUUAAUUCGGCUAUAAAUUUUUAAAUAGUUUUUUUUUUUUUAAUCAAAUAGCUAAUAUAUUUAUACAUUUAAUUCCUACUCUAACGCUGUGGGUUUACGGAUAAAUACGAAUUCUGCACUGGGCUCUACCCAAUUUUAUUAUGUUAGAGAAAUAAAUGUAAAAAAUACAGAUUUGUUGUUGAUAGAGCGUUGUGAAAUACUUUGUAAAAUCAUACAUAAUCAUCACCUAAUGAUUUAUUUGACGGCCGAUUGGCGCAG